UUAAUUUGCUUCAUCCAUCCAAGUAUACAAAACAAUGAACUAUUUUUAUUAGUAAAAAGCAUAAAUUAUCUCAUAAAAAUGGAUAAAAACGCCGAAAAUGUGAAAUUUUCUGAAUAUUGUCGAACGUGCGCAAUAGAAUCAAAAGAUUUGAGAAGUUUGUACGAAGUAAACAAAAAUGGGAAGACUAUAGCCGAACUGAUUGAGUUAUGUGCCCAAUUCUCAUUGAACGAAAAUGAAAUAAGGCCCAAAAAUAUCUGCAAAAAUUGUGUGGUAAUGUUGAAUACAGCUUUUGAAUUUUAUAAUCUGGUCCGAAGCAGUGAGCAAAGGUUUGAAGAUUUGAUAGCAUCGGUAUUUGUAACAAAACCUGAUACAGCUGAUAGCGAGAAUGAAAUUUACUCUGAUAGAUUGUUAGGCAAUGAUGAAACGCUUGAUAUCAAAAAGGAGGAAACCAAGCAACUACCAUUUUCAAUGGAGGAUCAAGUUGAAAAUAUAUUUGUGGAAGAGCCGAACGUGAUUUUGUCGUGCAAUGAGAAUGAGGAGCAAUCAGUGACUGUCGACAGUUCAGAUAUCGAAAGAUCAGUUCGAAAAAGAAGAAAGCGUACACGGAAGUCGGUAGGAGUAAAAAAAGUACACACUAAAUCUGGAAGAGCGGUCAUCAACAAUUUGGCCUCCACCGAUUUUGAAUGUUACAAAUGCAAACAAAGUUUCUCUUCAAUACACAAAGUGAAUGAACAUUUUAAAGACCAUGAAAUAACAUCGAAAUGUCGGAUUUGUUUAAAAAAAUGUACUCGCUGCGAAUAUUUUCAACACCUGUGUCAGGGGGCAAAAAUUGAUUGUCAAUAUUGUCAAAAAUCAUUCAGCACUACUCCCAGUUUAAUUAAACACAUCAAUAGAAAUCAUAAAAGUCACAAAAAUUAUAAAUGCUAUGAUUGUGCAAAGUCCUUUCAUACAAAAUUACUGCUUGAAAUUCACAAACCCACCCAUGAUACCGAAGAGAAGCGUUUUGUAUGCGAUUUAUGCCAGAGUCGAUUUCGAACAAGAUUUCAAAUCAAGGAACACAUGGAACUCACACACACCGAUAAACGAUCAUUUUUAUGUUCGACGUGUGGUAAAAGUUUCAAAAAUCCAACAUAUCUGCGGGCUCACGUGAAACGUCACACGUCAACUAAAUCAGUUGCCUGUCCAAAAUGUCCAAAGCGAUUUUUCGAUAAGCAUGGCCUAAAAAAGCAUAUCGAAGUUCAUGACGACGGCCGCUUCGUAUGUGAUAUUUGCGGCUCUGUGAUGCGAUCAAGGGGUUCUUAUAUGGAACAUAAACGGAGGCAUAAAAAGACGAAGGUAUUUACGUGCGAGGUGUGCAACAAGCAAAUAAAAACAUCUUUAUACAACUUAAGGCUGCACAUGUACACGCAUACCGGUGAAAAACCAUUCAAAUGUUCGUAUUGUGAUCGCCGAUACACUCAAAAUGCUGACUUGAAUAAACAUCUAAGAACACACGUCGGACAAAAUACGUAUAAAUGUAACCUUUGCGAUAAAUCAUAUAGACUUUUGGGAGAAUUGCGGCGACACACAUCCGAACACUAUCAACAAAAUAGCAUCGAAAAAAACGAUUUUCAAUAGAUAAGCAAUGUAUUUAUUUGAAUAAUUACC
Contarinia nasturtii (swede midge) is the source of this 1647-nucleotide messenger RNA. Its product is annotated as gastrula zinc finger protein XlCGF46.1-like. Lineage: Eukaryota; Metazoa; Arthropoda; Insecta; Diptera; Cecidomyiidae. Gene Ontology annotation, molecular function: RNA polymerase II transcription regulatory region sequence-specific DNA binding; DNA-binding transcription factor activity, RNA polymerase II-specific; zinc ion binding. Gene Ontology annotation, biological process: regulation of transcription by RNA polymerase II. Gene Ontology annotation, cellular component: nucleus. The record is from RefSeq and is a predicted model, not a curated record. The coding region runs from base 79 to 1617 and encodes 512 amino acids. The transcript has 4 exons.